Messenger RNA from Laccaria bicolor S238N-H82, 1788 nucleotides. RefSeq lists its product as uncharacterized. The record is from RefSeq and is a predicted model, not a curated record. The coding region runs from base 1 to 1788 and encodes 595 amino acids. The transcript is spliced from 13 exons. Lineage: Eukaryota; Fungi; Basidiomycota; Agaricomycetes; Agaricales; Hydnangiaceae.
AUGCCAUCUUUCCAGGCUAUCGUCGAAGAUACCGCGCCAUUCCUGGUUUAUUCUGCUAAUUGGAGGGCUGGGACCUCCGCAGACGACUCCUCAGCGGACAAGUACACGCAGAGCAGCUUCACUGUGACCCAGGCCGCAAAUGCGACGAUGUCUUUCACAUUCUUUGGGACCUAUGUUGGGAUAUAUGGCGCCAAGCGUGGCAAUCACGGUCCCUAUCAAGUUCAGGUUGAUAACCAACAGUAUCCCAUCGGAAAUGGAGUUGCCACCCCGGAUGCCUUUAACCAAACGCUGUUUUCGACUAACCUACAAAAUGGAUUGCACACAGUCACAUUGACCAAUAACGCAAACACGUAUCUGGACGUGGACUAUGUUUCGUGGCAAACGAGUGUUGGAAACGAUGCUGAAACUCUUAUCGUGAACACUUACCAGGACUCACAUCCAGCUUUCUCCUACUCCCCCACGUCGUCUUGGGGAACUCCAGAUUUUGUAUCCUCGUUUUCAGGCAGCACCGGGCACAAGGGAAAUGACAGUGCCACAACAACGCCGGGCGCUUUCGCCGAAUUUACUUUCGCUGGUAUCGCUGGAGUUUUAUACCAACCAUGCGCAGGUGAUGCUGUGGGGUUAUAUGGUCCAGUUGGUCCGAGUGGUGCUGCUGCGUUCUCAGUCCAGGUUGAUGGCGGCACACCCAUGAAUUCCACAACGAAUAAGCAGUUUUACAGACCCCAACAACUGCUAUAUUACGGCAGCAAUCUGGGAAGCGGUAUACAUACGCUAAAGAUACAAUUUGGGUCGUCAAGCGGGUCUAACCAGGCACUCGCCAUUGACUAUGCGGAGGUGUACACUACCCCUUCUCUUGGUGGAAGCUUUGGAACAACUCUACCAGUUCGUGUAGCUUCGGCUUUCCCCAUUGGUGCUACCGUUGGGCUCGCCAUAACCAGCACACUUGCUUUUCUUGCGCUUGCUGCCGUCGUCUUCCUCUUUCUACAAAGACACAAAAACCACCUCUUCAGCUCCCUAAGGACAGAUCCUGAAACGCCGACCAUGAGUGGCCUCAGAGUUGAGCCGUUCUCCUUCCAGCCGACGCCCCAAAAUGUUUCCAUAGUCAAUCAAAAUCAUCAUCACCCCAAUCACAAUCACAACCCAUCCGAUUUAUCAUUCACUUCGUCGUCGGAUCCAACAACUACAACAGGUUACCCAUCUACUUUUUCUGCUACUAGGCUCUACGAUAAUUAUGUUACAUCAACCGCUGUACGAUUCUGCUUUGCUUCUGAGUUACCUUGUCCUUACUCCCCUUGUAUCUUAGGAAGCCCGCAGACCAGUCACCAAAGACCGUCUUGGGAUGGGAACCCCAUCAGCACCACUGGGAUCGCGAGUGAUGGCUUCAGAUACCUCUUAUACUAUACCACAGCCCUCGGGGUCGACCCCCAUCUUACCAGCUACCACGGACCCACUAAUGAUCUCAAUGCUAUGUUCAACAAGGCUUCACCAACCAGAAGAAGUCCCGUCUUCGAUCUAGUCGGAGCGGGUACGUCUGCUUUCGAUCAGGACAAUCAAUGGUUGUCUCUCGAAACGAUGCCUCGUCUGGCUAGUUGCAACUUGCAAGGCCAAGCGCGCUCAACAACACCCGCGUUCCGGGGUUCGGAGGUCCGGCGGUUGGCGCUGAGCUUCUACAUCAAAUUUGUCCAUCAAGCUGGCAUAUCAAGAACAGAGGUAUGGGAAUUUUUUUAUUGUGACAGCGAAGCUUUGGUAAAAAUUAAAGUUUUGCCUAGUGCCGAAGAGACAAACUAA